Jaculus jaculus (lesser Egyptian jerboa) is the source of this 2884-nucleotide messenger RNA. RefSeq names its product ligand of numb-protein X 1 (gene Lnx1). The coding region runs from base 301 to 2487 and encodes 728 amino acids. Gene Ontology annotation, molecular function: ubiquitin-protein transferase activity; protein binding. The transcript is spliced from 12 exons. NCBI's taxonomy places the organism in Eukaryota, Metazoa, Chordata, Mammalia, Rodentia, Dipodidae. Gene Ontology annotation, cellular component: cytoplasm. Gene Ontology annotation, biological process: ubiquitin-dependent protein catabolic process. The record is from RefSeq and is a predicted model, not a curated record.
ACUAUCAUUCGAAUCUGAAUCAUUGGUCCUAAUUGCAGGCCUAUGGUGAACUGUAACCACCGUGUGACUCUGCCAGCAAGUCCAGGCACCUGGGCACCGCGGUUGAAGUUGAGGCUGGUCACAGUCCAGGCGGCCCAAGGACCUGUGACUUCGGCUCACUCACAAGCCAUGAGAGCUGGCGGGUCACUGCUGCACUGAGACCUUCAACACCCUUGAUGAAGGUUGGCAUGCCAAUGGCUCCCAGAGCAUCGUGACCUACUGCUCCUGAAGAAAUACUGCUCGGCUAUUCCCCACCCAGCCAUGAACCAGCCAGACCCUAUUGAUGACACAGAUGCCAGCCCCGAACCCCUGUGCACGGUGUGCGGCCAAGCCCACUCCUCAGAGGAAAACCACUUCUACACCUACGUGGAAGAUGUGGACGAUGACCUCAUAUGCCACAUCUGCCUGCAAGCCUUGCUGGACCCUCUGGACACUCCGUGUGGACACACCUACUGCACCCUGUGCCUCACCAACUUCCUGGUAGAGAAAGACUUCUGCCCCGUGGACCGCACGCCCGUGGUCCUGCAGCGUUGCAAGAAGUCGAGCAUCUUGGUCAACAAACUGCUUAACAAGCUGCUGGUCACCUGUCCCUUCACGGAGCACUGCGCCGAGGUGCUGCAACGCUGUGACCUCCAGCAUCACUUCCAGACAAGCUGUAAAGGCGCCUCCCACUACGGCCUGACCAAGGACAGGAAGAGGCGCUCACAGGAUGGCUGCGCCAGCCUCACCACGACGACACUCUCCCCAGAGGUUUCUGAAGCUGCCACCAUCUCCUUAAUGACCGACGAGCCUGGCCUAGAUAACCCUGCCUACGUGUCUACAGCGGAGGACGGUCACGCAGCCAGCAGCCCUUCAGACACUGGCCGGGGCAACCGAACCAGGGCCCGGCCCUUUGAGCGAUCCACGAUCAGAAGCAGAUCUUUUAAAAAGAUCAAUCGAGCUCUGAGUGUUCUUCGCAGGACAAAGAGCGGGAUUGCAGUUGCCAAUCACGCUGACCAGCCCCGGGAAAAUGCAGAGAAUGCCACUGUCCCUGAAGUCUUUCCAAGGUUGUAUCACCUGAUUCCAGAUGGUGAAAUUACCAGCAUCAAGAUCAAUCGGGUGGAUCCUAAUGAAAGCCUCUCCAUUAGGCUCGUGGGAGGCAGCGAAACCCCACUGGUCCACAUCAUUAUCCAGCACAUUUACCGUGACGGGGUGAUUGCUAGAGAUGGCCGGCUGCUGCCAGGAGACAUCAUUCUCAAGGUCAAUGGGAUGGACAUCAGCAACGUGCCACACAACUGCGCCCUGCGCCUCCUGCGCCAACCCUGCCAGGCGCUCCGGCUCACAGUGCUGCGGGAGCAGAAAUUCCGGAGCAGAAGCGACGGGCAAACGCUGGACUCCUACAGACCCCGGGAUGACAGCUUCCAUGUGAUUCUCAACAAAAGCAGCCCCGAGGAACAGCUUGGCAUAAAACUGGUGCGCAGAGUGGAUGAGCCUGGGGUGUUCAUCUUCAACGUGCUGGAUGGCGGUGUGGCCGACAGGCACGGGCAGCUGGAGGGGAACGAUCGUGUGCUGGCCAUCAAUGGCCAUGACCUUCGAUACGGCAGUCCAGAGAGCGCAGCUCAUCUGAUCCAGGCCAGUGAAAGGCGUGUUCACCUCGUCGUCUCCCGCCAGGUUCGGCAGCACAGCCCAGACAUCUUCCAGGAAGCUGGCUGGAUCAGCAACUACUGCCGGUACUACGAAGGCCCAGGGGAGAGGAACCUGAUUCCCAAGGCCCUUCAUUCUGCGGCUUAUCGUGAGAAGGUGGUCAGUGUCCGAAAAGACCCCAAUGAAUCCCUCGGCAUGACGGUCGCAGGGGGCGCGUCACACAGGGAAUGGGACUUGCCGAUCUAUGUCAUCAGUGUGGAGCCCGGAGGAGUCAUAAGCAGAGAUGGAAGGAUAAAAACAGGUGACAUCUUAUUGACCGUGAAUGGAAUCGAACUCACAGAGGUCAGCCGGAGUGAGGCGGUUGCCUUAUUGAAGAGCACGUCUUCCUCAGUGGUGCUUAAAGCCCUGGAAAUGACAGACCACGAGCCCCAGGAACUCUGUCACAGCCCAGAAGCCCUGGACUCCAACCACAACAUGACCCCGCCUAGCGACUGGUCCCCAUCCUGGGUCAUGUGGCUGGAAUUACCACGGUCCUUAUAUAACUGUAAAGAUGUUGUAUUACGAAGAAACACAGCUGGAAGUCUGGGCUUCUGCAUUGUAGGAGGUUAUGAAGAAUACAGUGGCAACAACCCUUUUUUCAUCAAAUCCAUUGUUGAAGGAACACCAGCUUACAAUGAUGGAAGAAUUAGGUGUGGUGACAUUCUCCUUGCUGUCAAUGGCCGGAGUACGUCAGGCAUGACACACGCUUGCUUGGCAAGGAUGCUGAAGGAACUGAAAGGAAGAAUUACUCUCACAAUAGUUUCUUGGCCCGGCACUUUUUUAUAAAACCAAAAAAUGGGUCUUAAGAAGCAGAAAAACCACAGACAGGCUAAGGGAAACAAUGUUAUUUAUCAUGUCAAUUUUUAUAUUUAAAGAAUAUAUUGUAAAAAUGCUAGGAAAAGUACAGCCUAAUGAAAGUAAGUGACAUCUCAGAGAAUAUUCUCAGAAAUAAAAACUACUAAGGUUUUUAUUCAAUGUGGAGGAUUUCUCCUGCUCUACGCAAAUUUAAGUUUGUAUUUUUCUUUUCAAUCAGAAGCCCGUAAGAAAACUACAGUGGUUUGUAUGCCCCUCUGGAUUCAAAUCAUUGAUUUAAAUUUUAAAAUAUGGUAUAUGUUGAGUUCAAGAAAGAGGACAUUAUGGGCACUUUUAAUUUCAAAGGCAGACUUUUAAAAAAAUCAUUGCU